AUGGCAUGUCCUUUUCUACGAGAGCCCGUGGACGUAGAGGCUGCGAUCCUCAGAAGGAAUCUCCGUGAGGAACGAUUAUUAAGACCCCGGUUGGAUAUACUUUCUUUUCCUGAUAAUUUUCUUCACGAGCGCUAUCGUUUUUCAGUGCAAUCUAUCAUUUAUUUAGUCCACCUUCUCAGCCCCCAUGUUAACUGUCAAACGCACCGGGGGCAUGCUUUAAGUUCAAUACAAAUUAUUUGUGUGGCACUCCGUUUUUUUGCAAACGGCAGCUUUCUUUACAACGUCGGUGACGCCGAGCACAUUUCAAAGGCAUCCGUGUGUCGGUCUGUCAGAAAUGUGACUUUGGCACUGAAACGUUUUCUUUACACGUUUGUGAUGUUUCCAAGUCACCGACCUAUACGAACAAUCAAGGAAGAGUUCUACAGAAUUGCAGAUUUUCCGGGUGUCAUCGGGUGCAUCGAUGGAACUCAUAUUCCUAUUAAAGCUCCUUCAGUGAAUGAAGGAGACUAUGUUAAUAGGAAGUCCUUCCACAGCAUCAAUGUGCAGGUUGUAUGUGAUGCCAGAAAUAUCAUCACCCAAGUGGAGGCAAAGUGGCCGGGGUCUGUGCAUGACGCACGCAUAUUUCGGGAGUCUAAUCUGAGCACUCGCUUUGCCCGUGGAGAGUUCGACGGUCAUGUUUUAGGUGACAGAGGGUACCCCUGCCAGCCUUGCCUUCUGACCCCGCAUGCCGAUCCCGUGCCAGGACCACAGCAGCGCUACAACCUGACGCAUAUGAGGACGAGAGCCAGGGUCGAAAACACGUUCGGGAUCCUGAAGGCAAGAUUCCAGUGCCUCCAAAUGCUGCGAGUCACACCAGAAAGGGCAUGUGACAUAAUAAUUGCAUGUGUGGUUCUACACAACAUCGCGAUUUUGAGAGGGGAAAAUUGCCCACCUGCAUUUGCAGAUGAGCAGCACAUAAACCCAAACCAUGCCAUGGAUCCACAGGACGGAAGGGUGGUUAGAGAAAGACUCUGCCAAAAUCAUUUUGUUUGAGUUUUCUAUGUAGUUAAAUGUAUUUUAUUAUUUCCGAAAUGUUUUCUUUGGCAUUCUUUCGCCUUCCUGUAUGAUAGUAAACUCGUGUGACAGACCCAGCCUCUGGUAGGGGGUGACACUGUUCAACAAAAUAAC
Molecule: messenger RNA, 1167 nt
Organism: Limanda limanda (common dab)
Lineage: Eukaryota; Metazoa; Chordata; Actinopteri; Pleuronectiformes; Pleuronectidae
Product: putative nuclease HARBI1
Exons: 4
Coding region: 1-1032 (343 amino acids)
Source: RefSeq, a predicted model, not a curated record